UCCAUCAUCACUUUUUCUGUGUGAUGAUAAGACCCACAACAACCUCAAUGAAGAAUCCAGUCCGUUUCAGAUUGGUGAUGUUUGUGUUGUAUGUGUUGCCGCAGCUGGUUGUUAAUGGAGAACAGGAAAUGAGAUGCAUUCCAAGGGAGAGAGAAGCACUGCUACAAUUCAAGGGUGCCAUUGUUGAUAACUACGGCAUGCUCUCCUCUUGGACCACUCCAGACUGUUGCCAGUGGGAGGGGAUUCGCUGCAGCAACCUCACCUCUCACAUUCUUAGCCUCGACCUUCAUGGAGACUAUGCAGAACCCUUUGUACGUUAUAUGAGCGGAGAGAUCCACAAGUCGUUGAUGGAGUUGCAACAAUUAGAGUAUUUGAAUCUCAGUUCCAAUGAUUUUCGGUGGAGUCCCUUUCCAGAGUUUUUUGGUUCUCUAAAAAACUUGAAAUACCUUGAUCUGUCGUUAAGUUAUUUUAAUGGAGAAAUUCCAAGUCAGUUUGGCUCUCUUUCUCAUUUGAAAUACUUAAAUCUUGCACUCAAUUCUAUGAAGGGUUCAAUUCCUCGUGAGCUUGGAAAUCUCUCCCAGUUGCAGUAUCUUAAUCUUUCCUACAAUUAUUUUUAUGGAAAUAUACCAUCUGAACUUGGAAAUCUCUCCCAGUUGCAGUAUCUUGAUCUCAAUAGAAAUAUUUUGGUAGGUAGUAUACCAUCUCAACUUGGAAAUCUAUCCCAGUUGCAAUAUCUUGGUCUUUAUAGCUACACAAGUUUAGAAGGAAGUAUACCAUCUCAGCUUGGAAAUCUCUCCCGGUUGCAGGAGCUCUAUCUUGCACGAUAUAAUGCUCUCAAUAUAGACGACGGAGGUCAGUGGCUAUCCAAUCUCAUUUCUUUAACUCAUCUUUAUUUGGAGUCUGUACCAAAUCCUAAUACUUCUCAUAGUUGGUUGCAAGUGAUAUGGAAGCUACCCAAACUUAGAGAACUAAGUUUAAUUCGUUGUAGCCUUUCCGAUGAUUUCAUUCAGUCAUACAUGCCUUCUAAGUUCAAUUCUUCUACUUCCCUCUCGGUCCUUGAUCUUUCUGUGAACUCCUUCAAGUCACCAACAGUAUUCCAGUGGGUGUCAAACAUCACUUCCAACCUUGUUGAGCUUGACCUUAGUCGUAACCUCUUGGAGGGUUCCACAUCAAGUCAUUUUGUCAUGCUCAUGAAUUCUCUUAGGCACCUUGACCUCUCCUUUAACUAUUUCAAGGCCGGGGAUUUGAAAUCCUUCAUUAAUAUAUGCACCUUACAUUCUUUAAAUAUGGUUAGAAAUAAUUUGACCGAAGACCUUCUCUCCAUUCUCGGUAAUUUGUCCAAUGGUUGCGUUAGACACUCAUUGCAAGAAUUAGAUCUAACAGAUAAUAACAUCACUGGCACUUUGUCUGACAUUUCAGUAUUCUCCUCUUUGAAAUCAUUGUUUCUUGAUAGAAAUCGGUUAAGUGGAAGGAUACCCGAAGGUGUGAAGUUACCAUCUACUUUGGAGGAUUUGUCAAUGAGCUCAAAUUCAUUACAAGGUGGAAUUCCAAAAUCAUUUAGGGAUGCAUGUUCUUUGCAAUCAUUUACCAUAUCUGAUAAUAGCUUGAGUGUUGAGCUUCCAAUGAUAAUUUCUCACUUGUCUGGAUGUGCUAGAUAUUCGUUGCAAGUAUUAAAUCUACAUGGUAAUCAAAUCAAUGGCACACUACCUGACUUCUCAACAUUCACAUCUUUAAAAGAUUUAUCUCUUUCUGAAAAUAAGCUAAAUGGAGAGAUUCCUAAGAACAUUCAAUUUCCACCUAAAUUGGAGGACCUCGACAUCUCUUCAAAUUCUUUAAAGGGUAUGCUUACUGACUACCACUUUGCUAAUAUGUCUAAGUUAAAUAACUUGGACUUAUCUGACAACUCAUUGAGUUUGGCAUUUACCCAAAAUUGGGUUUCACCUUUUCAGUUGGUGGUGAUAAAAUUGAGAUCCUGCAAGCUAGGUCCAACAUUUCCCAAAUGGUUGCAAACUCAAAACAAAUUUGUUGAUAUUGAUAUUUCAAAUGCUACAAUAUCAAGUAUUAUUCCUGAAUGGUUUUGGGCUAAAUUACCACAACAAAAAGUGAUCAGAAUGAAUAUUUCAUACAACAAUCUACAAGGUAGAAUUCCAAAUGCUUCAUCAACGUAUUCUAGAUCCAUGUCCCUUGAAUCAAAUCAAUUUGAAGGUUCUAUUCCUCUGUUCCUACGGAAUUCUGAAAUUCUUGAUUUUUCAAAAAAUAAAUUCUCAAAUCCUCUUUCUUUUUUAUGUGGAAAUGGAACCAUCCAAGAUUUAUACUAUUUAGACCUUUCACAUAAUCAAUUAUUCGGUCAAAUCCCAGAUUGUUGGAGACAAUUCAACUCACUAGUUUAUUUGGAUUUGAGCCACAACAACUUCUCAGGAAAAAUUCCUACUUCAAUAGGAUCACUUCUUGAUCUUCAAGCAUUGCGGUUGAGAAACAACAAUUUAGUAGAAGAAAUCCCUUUCUCCUUAAGGAAUUGCCCAGAGCUAGUAAUGCUUGAUUUGUCAGAGAACAAAUUAUCAGGAUCUAUCCCUGAUUGGAUUGGGACAAAAAGUAAAUUACAAAUUUUAAGUUUGGGAAAUAAUCAAUUCUUUGGGAGUUUAACAUUAGAGGUUUGUUGUCUCAAAAACAUUCAGGUCUUGGAUCUCUCAAUAAACAACUUAUCUGGAAAAAUUCCUAAAUGCAUAAAAAAUCUUACUUCAAUGGCUCAACCGACAUCUUCAAUAUAUGGUGGAGAUCACUCAUAUCUUUCCAAGCAUAGUUUUUUUAUAAUCAGUGGUGGAUACGAUUUGAAUGCAUUGUUAACAUGGAAAGGUUCUGAACAAAUGUUUAUGAAUAAAGGUUUGUCACUUUUAAAAAGCAUUGAUCUUUCAAGCAAUCGUUUCUCAGAAGAAAUUCCAGUAGAAAUAGAAAAAUUAUCUGGACUGAUCUCAUUGAACUUAUCAAGAAACAAUUUGAUUGGAAAAAUUCCUUCGAACAUUGGAAAGCUAGCAUCACUUGAUUCUCUUGAUUUGUCCAGAAACCGACUUGUUGGUUCAAUUCCUCCAAGUCUUGCUCAAAUUUAUGGACUUGGUGUGUUAGAUUUGUCUCAUAACCAUCUAAGUGGAGAAAUUCCUACAAGCACACAAUUACAGAGUUUCAAUAAAUCUAGUUAUGAAGAUAAUCUCGAUCUUUGUGGACCACCACUUGAAAAAUUGUGUAUUGGUGGGGAACCAACACAAAAACCAAAUGUCAAUGUUUAUAAAGAUGAAUACUCAAUUUUUAGUAGUGAGUUUUUCAUGAGUAUGGGAAUUGGAUUUGCUCUAAGUUUUUGGACGGUGUUUGGCUCAAUUUUAUUCAAACGUUCUUGGCAACAAUCCUAUUUCAACUUCUUGAACAACUUAAAAGACAAUGUUUAUGUCAAAAUAGCAAUCUUUGCAAGAGUACUUAAGCGGGAUAAAGAGUAAC
Vigna umbellata (rice bean) is the source of this 3486-nucleotide messenger RNA. NCBI's taxonomy places the organism in Eukaryota, Viridiplantae, Streptophyta, Magnoliopsida, Fabales, Fabaceae. The record is from RefSeq and is a predicted model, not a curated record.